AUGUCAGCCACAGAAGAAUUGAAAAUAAAGACACGUUCAAUAACUAAGGAAUAUGAUGUUUAUUGGAAUCACAACUUGGGGACUGGUGUCAGUGGUCCUGUCAGAUUAUGUACAGAGAAAUCAAGUGGUAAAAAGUUUGCUGUGAAAUGUUUGAUUGACAGUUCUAAGUCUAGGAGAGAGGUUAAAAUACAUUGGUUAUGUAGAAAUCACAGGAAUAUAGUUGAUUUACAAGAUGUUUAUUGUAAUAAUAUUAGAUUUCCAAAAGAAAAGGAACACAAAACUAGAUUAUUAGUGGUGUUAGAGUUAAUGGAAGGAGGAGAAUUGUUUGAUGAAAUUAGUAAACAAAGAAAUUUUACAGAGAAAAGAGCAGCUGAUUAUCUUUCUCAGGUAAAGUUAAAAGAGUUUAUCAAAAUAAAAAUGAUCUUAAAGGGACAGAUUUGUCAAGCAGUACAUCAUUGUCAUACAUCUAAUAUAGCACAUAGAGAUCUAAAACCUGAAAACCUCUUACUGUCAGACCAUUCCAAUAAUGCUGUAUUGAAGUUAACAGAUUUUGGAUUUGCUAAAUUUGAUGAAGAUUUAAAAACACCAUAUUUUACUCCAUAUUAUGUUGCUCCUCAGGUAUUAAAGGCACAUAUAGAAAAAAGGAAGAAACAAUCUGAUCCUAGUUUAACACCAGGUUAUCCCUGUUUUUAUGAUAAAAGCUGUGAUAUGUGGAGUAUAGGUGUUAUUUUAUACAUCAUGUUAUGUGGUUAUCCCCCUUUCUACUCACAAACCUCAAGCAGAAGUCUCAGUCCAAAAAUGAGGAAAAAAAUAUUAUCUGGCGUUUAUGAAUUUCCUGAAAAAGAUUGGAAUCACAUCUCAGACUCUGCCAAAGAUAUUAUCAGAAGAUUACUACAUGUAGAUCCAGCUUGCAGAAUGACAAUAGAUGAAUUGAUAAUACAUCCUUGGAUACUCAAUCCUUCUGAAAACAAGUUAAACUCACCACAUAUACUAGCUGAUAAAGAUAGUUUAGAAGAAGUGAAAUUAGUACAUGGAGAAAAAUUAACAGUACUAAGAUUAGGUAGUACUAAAUUAUGUUUGAAAUCACUAGAUACAGCUAAUAAUCCUAUUAUUAAAAAACGACAACACAGGUCCACAGUUGAACAGGAACAACAAAACACAGGAGAAGAACCACCUGAGAAAUCUACCCUCACAAAUAAAGUUAGUUGA
Messenger RNA from Lottia gigantea (owl limpet), 1209 nucleotides. RefSeq lists its product as hypothetical. The transcript is spliced from 12 exons. Gene Ontology annotation, molecular function: calcium-dependent protein serine/threonine kinase activity; calmodulin binding; ATP binding. NCBI's taxonomy places the organism in Eukaryota, Metazoa, Mollusca, Gastropoda, Lottiidae. Gene Ontology annotation, cellular component: cytoplasm; nucleus. Gene Ontology annotation, biological process: peptidyl-serine phosphorylation; negative regulation of TOR signaling; Ras protein signal transduction. Bases 1 to 1209 code for a protein of 402 amino acids. The record is from RefSeq and is a predicted model, not a curated record.